AUGACUCCCGGCAAAAUCGCUGCACAAUGUAGCCAUGCCACUCUGGCGUGCUACAAGGCUUUGGUCAAGAAGAACCCCAAGCUUGUGGCGCAUUGGGAACGCACGGGCCAAGCGAAGAUAGCGCUUAAAGCGAACUCGGAGGAGCAGCUAGAAGAGCUCGAAGCCAUGGCGAAGAGCCUCAAUCUCUGCGCGCGUGCCAUCCACGACGCAGGUCGGACGGAAGUCGCUGCAGGAACGCGUACCGUUCUUGGUAUCGGCCCUGGUCCUGUGGAGCUCGUCAACCGGGUUACAGGGAAACUUCGACUGCUUUGA
Messenger RNA from Punctularia strigosozonata HHB-11173 SS5, 312 nucleotides. Its product is annotated as peptidyl-tRNA hydrolase. The transcript is spliced from 4 exons. The record is from RefSeq and is a predicted model, not a curated record. Gene Ontology annotation, cellular component: cytosol; mitochondrion. Gene Ontology annotation, molecular function: peptidyl-tRNA hydrolase activity. NCBI's taxonomy places the organism in Eukaryota, Fungi, Basidiomycota, Agaricomycetes, Corticiales, Punctulariaceae. Bases 1 to 312 code for a protein of 103 amino acids.